Molecule: messenger RNA, 900 nt
Organism: Drosophila kikkawai
Lineage: Eukaryota; Metazoa; Arthropoda; Insecta; Diptera; Drosophilidae
Product: PHD finger protein 7-like
Cellular component (GO): nucleus
Source: RefSeq, a predicted model, not a curated record
AUGGCCGAGGAAAUCGACGACAACGACUUCUACCGUAAGAACUUCAGCGCUGGACGUGGCCAUGGACGUCCAAUAAGCCAUAACUGUGGUCUUCGUAAUCUACAAAUCAAGGAGGACAUUUUGAUGGAGGUGAGGCGCUGCCAUCUGCUCAGAUGCUUCUACUGCCAACGCCUGGGUGCCAACAUUGGAUGCUGCCGCAAGAGGUGCCGCCGCACUUUCCACACCAAGUGCGGCUACGACAACCUGACGGUUAGCCAGUUUAGCGGCCGCUAUAACUCCAACUAUUGUCACAAGCACAUACCCAAGUACCGCAUCCGGCUGGGCACCGCGGGACAUUGCGUGAUCUGCUUUGAGUCGGUGGUGGCCAAGGGCCACCAAGGGUCAGUCGCCGUGCUGUCGGAACGGCUGGUACCAUCGCCAGUGCCUUCAGAAGUACGCCAAUUCGGUGGACUACUUCUUCAAGUGCCCGCUGUGCAACGAAAAGGAGAACUGGAGCUGGAGCCUAAUGCCUUUGCGGAUCUAAUGCAGCGAGCGGAGUACUGCAUCUUGCCCGAUUGCCGCAUACGGCCUUCAGCUACUAGCGCUGCUGACCUGCUCUACUGCAUUCUGUGCGGCUCCAAUCCGAUGCACACGCACUGCACCUUCGAAACGGCAUCAACGUACCGCUGUGACGAUUGCAUUGUUAUAAAGCCCAGCGUUGCCUCGGGCUCUGAUGAAAGCGAUUCGGAGGUUGAUGUCUUUGAUCGACUGGCAGAGCUUUUACAGCGGCAACGGAUUCGCUCACCAGCAGCUGCGGCCGAUCUGAUUAAUGACACCGCCAGAAUCAAUUUGGCCGCCCGUCGCGCCCUCACGACAGCGGGAACCUCCGAUCGCCUCCCGAAGAUGCACCCCUUCGGGUGA